AUGUGCAUCGUCGCGAACGCAUCCAUGUAUAAGAGGCACGUACGCGCGUCGCCGCGAAGUCCAGCCUCGCCAAACUUGGCCACCACCGCUGGUGGCAUGUCGAGUUUUUCAGGGAAGGAGAAUAAGCCAUCGGCGAAUUCUGAAGCCGAGUCUGGAGAGGCAUCAGCUCUGCUGGACAAGAAGGCCUCCAAGAAGGUUGAAUCCAAGAAGUCCGAGUCCUCUUCUGAGUCCUCUGCCUCCGAAUCUGGCUCCGACUCCGAAUCCUCUUCUGACGAAGAAGAAGCGGAAGAAAAGAAGAACACUUCCGACGAAGAAUCUUCCGAUGAGGAAGAGAAGUCUGGAUCCGAAGACACCAAGCGUGCUGCCGAAGAAGAUGAAGAAGAAGAAGGUCCAGCCAAGAAGCAAAAGAUCGAAGAACCAGCCACCUUGUUCGUCGGUAGAUUGUCCUGGAACAUUGAUGACGAUUGGUUGAUGAGAGAAUUUGAGCCAGUUGGUGGUGUCACUUCUGCUAGAGUGAUCAUGGAAAGAGCCACUGGCAGAUCCAAGGGUUACGGUUACGUCGACUUCGAGAGCAUGGCUGCUGCCGAAAAGGCCUUGGCUGAGUACCAGGGUAAGGAAAUCGACGGUAGACCAAUUAACUUGGACUUGUCUAACGCCAAGCCAACUGCUAAUGCUGGUACCAAUGACAGAGCCGCUAGGUACGGUGACGCCCCAGGUGCCCCAUCCUCCACCUUGUUCUUGGGUAACUUGUCCUUCGAAGCCGACAGGGACACCUUGUUCGAGGCCUUCUCUGCCUACGGUGCCGUCCAGUCCGUCAGAAUCCCAACCAACCCAGAAACUGAACAGCCAAAGGGUUUCGGUUACGUCGAGUACGGUACCAUUGAGGAAGCCAAGGCUGCCCUCGAAGCCUUGAACGGUGCUGACUUGUGUGGCAGAAACGUCAGAUUGGACUACUCCACCCCAAGAGACAACUCCGCCCCAAGAGGUGGCCGUGGUGGUUUCGGUGGUCGCGGUGGCCGUGGUGGUUUCGGUGGCCGUGGUGGCCGUGGCUCUUUCGGUGGUGACCGUGGUGGUUUCCGUGGUGGCCGUGGCUCCUUCGGUGGUGAUCGUGGCCGUGGUGGCUUCGGUGGCCGUGGUGGUUUCAACAGAGACAGAGACUCUGCUCCAUCCCGUGCUCCAAACACCGCUGAAUUCAGAGGUAACAAGAGAACCUUCGAUUAA
Babjeviella inositovora NRRL Y-12698 is the source of this 1221-nucleotide messenger RNA. RefSeq lists its product as uncharacterized. NCBI's taxonomy places the organism in Eukaryota, Fungi, Ascomycota, Pichiomycetes, Serinales. Bases 1 to 1221 code for a protein of 406 amino acids. The record is from RefSeq and is a predicted model, not a curated record. The transcript is spliced from 3 exons. Gene Ontology annotation, molecular function: mRNA binding.